AUGGGUAAACAAACAACAACAACAACAACAACAAUCGGAUCUUCGCCGGCGGCGGUAGAGAAGGUGGUGGAGGAUGGACCCCCAAAACCGACGCGCGUAACGAUCACCAACGGGCUCACGAGUCAACUGACGGUGCACUGCAAAUCCAAAGACGACGACUUGGGAACGAAAGUGCUGCCGAAUAACGCAUCCUUCAGCUGGCAUUUCACUCCCAGUGUUUUCUGGAACACGCUGUUCUUCUGUUCGUUCGAUUGGGAGGGAAAUACCGGCGGCCUGAAGCGGUUCGACAUUUACGUGGAGAAGAGGGAUCUGUUGCGCUGCCUCGACUGCAAUUGGCUCAUCAACCAGAGUGGACCUUGUUUGUACAAUAAGGAGGCCAAAGCAUAUGAUAAGUGUUAUUCUUUUCGCAGUUAG
Molecule: messenger RNA, 414 nt
Organism: Linum tenue
Lineage: Eukaryota; Viridiplantae; Streptophyta; Magnoliopsida; Malpighiales; Linaceae
Source: the annotation of a GenBank genome assembly